This is a messenger RNA of Hansenula ciferrii, 1074 nucleotides long. Its product is annotated as DEAD/DEAH box helicase family protein. The transcript has a single exon. Gene Ontology annotation, biological process: nuclear-transcribed mRNA catabolic process, nonsense-mediated decay. The record is from RefSeq and is a predicted model, not a curated record. NCBI's taxonomy places the organism in Eukaryota, Fungi, Ascomycota, Saccharomycetes, Phaffomycetales, Wickerhamomycetaceae. Gene Ontology annotation, cellular component: cytoplasm. The coding region runs from base 1 to 1074 and encodes 357 amino acids. Gene Ontology annotation, molecular function: RNA helicase activity.
AUGUUGGAUUUAAGAUAUGGUAAAAAACUUAUUGGAAAAGAGGAAUAUAAAAAAUUAAUGAAAGCACAAGGUAAACUGAUUUCUAAAUUAGUACCAAAGGCAGAAGUUGUACUAGCUACUUCGGUGACUGCAGGUGGAUACCAGGUAAAAGAGCUCGAGGAAAUCCCAGUUGUUAUUAUGGAUGAAAGUACGCAAUCUACUGAAGCUUGUUCAUUGAUUCCAUUAAGUGCUUACGAAGCACAGAAAUUUGUUUUCGUUGGUGAUGAGAAACAAUUAAGUUCAUUUAGUGAAAUUCCAUAUUUGGAACAAUCAUUAUUUGAAAGGAUUCUGAAAAAUGGUACUUAUAAAAAUCCACAUAUGUUAAAUGUUCAAUAUAGAAUGCAUCCAAUGAUUUCCCAGUUCCCUAUUAAGAGGUUUUAUAAAGGUCUAUUAACCGAUGGUGUUACUGAAGAGGAAAGAACUUUUGAAAAUACAAAGCCUUUGACUUUUAUUGAUUAUGGUAAAGUUCAUCAGGAAUCCAAAGUUAUGAACUCUUCCAAAAGUGAUGUUAAUCGUGGGUAUACAUUUCAGAAUAAAGGUGAAGCCCAAAUGAUUUUAAGAACUUUAAAAGAUUUGGUUAUUAUGAAGGAUGUAUCAAGACGAAACAUUGGUAUAGUUACCCCAUACUCUGCACAAAGGAAUCUAGUUGCUGAAAUGGUUCAAAGAGAUCAUUUAAUCAAUCCUAAAAAUGAACGAAUUCAAGAAGAAAUUGAUGAUGACUUCUCUAUCUCAAGUAAUAAGAGGCCUGCUAGUAUUAAGACAAUUUGUGGUAUCAUGGUUAGUUCAAUUGAUGCAUUUCAAGGACGUGAAAAGGAUUUCAUUAUAUUUUCUUGUGUCAGGUCAAAUCCUCAGAAUAAUAUUGGGUUUGUGAAAGAUGCUAGAAGAUUAAAUGUUGCUUUAACAAGAGCUAAAUAUGGUUUAAUUCUUGUUGGUAAUAAGUCUUGCAUGCAAAAUGGUGAUACAUUAUGGAAAGAUUUAAUUCAUCAUUUUGAAUCUAAGAAUUGUGUUGCUACUCCAAAUUCGCUAGGAUUUUGA